Molecule: messenger RNA, 1482 nt
Organism: Chenopodium quinoa (quinoa)
Lineage: Eukaryota; Viridiplantae; Streptophyta; Magnoliopsida; Caryophyllales; Amaranthaceae
Product: LEAF RUST 10 DISEASE-RESISTANCE LOCUS RECEPTOR-LIKE PROTEIN KINASE-like 1.2
Exons: 1
Coding region: 347-1171 (274 amino acids)
Molecular function (GO): polysaccharide binding
Source: RefSeq, a predicted model, not a curated record
AACGAAUAGACCAUUAGACCAAUAGAAUAAAGAAUCAAUCGUGGGACUCCAAACAUAUCUCUCCAUUAUAACCAUGGAAUUAGAAUAUUGCACCUAACAGUUAAGGUACUUUAGAGGACUUACAGCAGCUUGUAUGUCAACAUCCACUUUUAAGGGUUGGUGACUAGUGGAGUCUUAGACCAUGGACUAUUUCUUUUAUGUCAAGUGUCAACACAGUCUAUUAAUUAAGCACUUCUUUUGAACUUGCACUUUUUAUGUUCCUCACAUUUUAUUUCCUCUCAUUCAUUCAAUCCUCUGCAUUCUCUCUUCCUAUCACUCCAAUGCAACCGAAAACUUCUUGAACACAAUGUCCUCCUACAUUUUUAUUACCAUUUUCACCUCAUUAAUCAUCAAAACGCGGAGUUCAGAUCAAAAUUACACACUUUGUGCCCCUCAAAGUUGUGGCAACCUUUCGAGUAUAAGUUAUCCAUUUUGGAUUCCAAGCAAACAACCAUCAUAUUGUGGGCAUCCAAGCUUUAACAUAUCCUGCAAAAACAAUACAACUCCGAUCCUUAGAGUUUCAGAUAAUGAUUAUGUUAUAACCCAUGUUGAUUAUCUCAACCACACUUUUCAUUUGGUAAAUGCUGUUGUCUACAAUGAUUCUGUUACCUGCCCGACUCCCUCGAAUAAUUUAACCCUUGAACAUACACCAAUUAGUUUCACCACAAAUUCUGCUGAUUUUUACCUGUUCUACAACUGCUCAAAUCUUCCUACAACAUACUAUGUGUACUAUCCUAUAAGCUGUAAAGCGGGUGUAGACAAUAAAAAUGCCACUUACAAGUCUUUUGGUGAUUUCCAUUUCGAGGAUUUGAUUGAGCAGAACUAUUCCUUAGGAUUGUGUGAGUCUAUGGUUGCAGUACCUGUGGAUUUGGAUAUGGAUGUGGACUCGGGUGUUCAUGGUUAUGGUGCAAGUAGUUAUUGGAAGAUGAACUACAGGCAAAUUUUGAGUCAAGGAUUUACAUUGAAUUGGACUCUAAAUGAUUGCAGUGUUUGCAAAACUAGUGGUGGGCGAUGUGGAUUGAUUGAUGAUAAAUCUGUUUGCUUUUGCAAGGAAAACACCCAUCCCAAAACCUGCCAUGAUGGUAUUUCUUCAUAUACGAAGUAUAUGCUUUAUAUAUAUUUUUUAUGUUAGAAUGAAGAGAAGGAUUGUAGUUCUUCAGGUGCAUAUAUUAUGCAUGUUUGAUAGAUUCUCUGGAUCUUAUUCUACAUUUUUUCCGGUUCCUUUACAGCCUAGUUUCUAGGCUUCAAAAUUCAUUUCGUGAUUAAACCACUGGUGACAUGAAUGAUUAAGAUAUGACAAAGUGAUAUGUUAUUCUAUAAUAUCUAUGUACAUAUAUAAGUACUUAUUCAGUACCUUUCAAAAAAAAAAAAAAAAAAAAACGUUAUUCAAUACUCUUACCUCAUAUAUAAACUCUCUAUAUUUCCUUUGUCUUUAGAUGCAGG